Messenger RNA from Strongyloides ratti, 846 nucleotides. RefSeq names its product Nucleoside diphosphate-linked moiety X motif 6. The transcript has 4 exons. Gene Ontology annotation, molecular function: NADH pyrophosphatase activity; ADP-ribose diphosphatase activity; NAD binding. The record is from RefSeq and is a predicted model, not a curated record. NCBI's taxonomy places the organism in Eukaryota, Metazoa, Nematoda, Chromadorea, Rhabditida, Strongyloididae. The coding region runs from base 1 to 846 and encodes 281 amino acids.
AUGGCAUCUAUAAAAGAACAAAUCAACACUUAUUUAGAUGGACGCAAAGACAAGUAUAAUGGUUUGAUUGUAAAUUCAAAUGCAUAUAAAAAUAUUUUAUCUAUAAAUGAUCUUAAAAAUGUACUUGAAUAUUCUGAAACUUUAUGGAGAGAAAAACAUUAUAAUUGUAUAUGGAUUAAAGUUAAUAUUGAGCAAAGUGAUUGGGUUCCUAUAUUGACAAAAGUAGGAUUUAAGUAUCAUCAUGCUCAGGAAAAUUUUGCUAUGUUAACAAAGUGGCUUUCAACAACAAAAAAAUCAUCUCUUCCAAGAUAUCCAUUUACAACAAUUGGAGUUGGUGGUAUAACAAUAAAUUCAAAGGGCCAAAUUCUGUUGAUGCGCGAAAAAAAAGGAAAUUAUUUAGGAUGGAAAUUUCCAGGGGGUUUACAAGAUUAUGGAGAAGAAAUUGAAGAUACAGCAAUAAGAGAAGUUAAAGAAGAAACUGGUGUGGAAACAAUUUCAGAAGGAAUCAUUUGUUUCAGACAUUCUCAUCAAACACCUUAUCCUAAUUGUAGUGACAUUUAUUUUUUAGUAGCAUUAAAACCCAAAGAUGAAUCCAAAAUUGACAUAGUAAUAUGUCCAGAUGAAACAGAGGCUGCAAGAUGGUUUACUAGAGAAGAAAUUAAAAUUAUAUCUGGAAUAGAGAUUCAUGAUUUUCAUUUAAAUAUCAUUGAAUUAUAUGAUAAUUGGAAAAAAGCACCAGAAAAAGAUCUUCAGUCUAACGCUCUCCCAACUGAGCUAUCAUGGCUCGAGGGUGGAGUCAAAGUAAACUUCCUGACAGCCAGCUGGUAUGAAAAUGCAGAAAUAUGA